Messenger RNA from Pogonomyrmex barbatus (red harvester ant), 3032 nucleotides. RefSeq names its product Spaetzle domain-containing protein 4 (gene spz4). The record is from RefSeq and is a predicted model, not a curated record. Gene Ontology annotation, cellular component: extracellular region. Gene Ontology annotation, biological process: innate immune response; central nervous system formation. NCBI's taxonomy places the organism in Eukaryota, Metazoa, Arthropoda, Insecta, Hymenoptera, Formicidae. Gene Ontology annotation, molecular function: growth factor activity; Toll binding.
GCGAGCGAGUGCGCGAGCGAGUGGGUUCCGCCGUAAACCUUAAAUCGCUAUUUAUGACUAUCCUAACAUGUCUUUUUGUAUAGAUGUUCAGCGGCGUAGGCCGUUUCUUCUCGUCAAAGAACGAACGAUCUCUUCAUCGGCACGCAGUUGACUCGAGCAACGAUGACGACGUCUAUACGAUGACGUUUCAUAGAUUUGGGAAGCUACUCCGGCGAAGCCGGGAACAUCCCCUUCGGUAUCUCGGGGAUCUUUUAAAGGGAUUCGUUCGGACAAGAUGAUUCGCCCCGAGACUCUUCAGGAUUUCUAAUACAUCGGGAGGAGAGACGUGCGACGUUCUCUCCGCUUUCAGGAGUAACCGAGCAGUCGGCACUCGGGCUACGUCACUGGCGGGGUCCCCGUGACACAGAUCAACGGCGGCAACUAUAACGGUACUCAUCGGCGUGACCUACUCUCGGCGAAGUCGCACUCUCUCAGUUCUUCCUCCUUCGUCCUCUCUUCGUUUCGCGUCUUUCCCGCGGACUCUCCUUUCGUCCAGGGCCGAAUAUCCAGCAGGGUCCAGCGAGCGAGGUGUAUGUUCGAUCGUCGCACGAGGAUUCGAAAGUCGCUUAUUCCCGCUUAUUCGGACACUUCUCCAUUUUCAAUACGGAGAAGAGCCGUUAUCCAUCCUGCGGGAAGUCGAGGCGAAACAGAAAUGGGACUUCGAUAAAGAGAGCCCACGUUAUCAUCACCGCGAUGACGUGGGCGGGCGCCAACUCCUCUGUUAUCUAAACGGGGGGCUCUUCUCUUUCGCGCGGGUUUCUCUCGAGGAGAAACCGGCGUAUCUCCUCGUCGAAACGGUCGCGACCGCGUUUCUGCUCAUCAAUCGGAAAUCUCGGAGAGGGCACAGGACGUGGGCGAGGCGAGCCGGUCGGCCGCCACUGCCGCGCGUAUAGCAUCUUCUCUCCCCGUACGCUGGCGGGCUACACUUUUUCUUCCACGUGAGGAGCAUCGCCACGGGUCGCCUCGUCGCAUGGGCGGACGGCCGACCGGGCCGCGGCUGAUUACGGACAGUAAUGAAAGCGGGCUGCUUGCACGCGGUAGAGGUAGGCAGAUGCGCGCCGCCGGUCUGUCAUGUAGCCUUCCUUCCGUCUCGUUUCCGUCGCACGUCUCUUCCCCAGCCACGCCGAAGUCCCGGUCAAUGAGAUCGACAAUCGCCACCGUCGUGGUUGUUCAUCAUCGCGCGCCCUAACGGGGUGACACGCGGGCGAGUGCGCGAACACAAUCGCGAGGGGCUCGAGUUGGUCGUCGGCUCUCAUCGGGAUCGGCUCCACUCGCGGGUCCACCAGUCUUUGGACCCUGCGAUCUUGAGAACCCCGCGAGUUAUGAGAGCUACCGCGCUCCUCGUUCUUCAGGUGCUUGCAUUGCAGCUGACGAGAUGCCAAGGUGGAGGCGGCGGAGGCGGCGGCGGCAACGGUGGGCCGAGCACGUUCGGGUACGACGCCUCCUCGGCCUGCAGCAAGCCGUACUCGCGCGCCGGACGUGCACACCACGAGGAUCUACCCUGUGACUUUCGCCGACAGAACUGGUGCACGAUCGCCGGUAGCUCUUAUCCUUGGCACGCGGUACGUCGAUUCGUGCACGAGAAUCAGGGCUUGAUGAGACGCAUGUACGGCGAUGAGAAUUACAUCAAUGUCCUCCGAGCGGAAUUUGAGAAGAACGACAUCGAGCUGAAGUACGACGAGUAUCACUUCGCCGAUGAUUUGAGGCAAUUUCAAUAUGACGACGAUUACGAGUUCAUCGACGACGUUCGGUCGAAGAUUAAUAUGGGCGAGUACGACGGUCGCGGAUUUACCAGUCGCUCCUUUAACGAUCCCAUCGCCAGACGAAUGAACAAGUUCUCGAAGCUCAGCGAGUACACCAGGCCGCAUUUCAGACCCACCGAGCGAACCACCAGUUCAACUGCCCCGACUUCGAGUACAACCACUGUCUCUUCAACUACGUCCUCAACAUCGAGCACUACCACGGCCGCUUUUGUUACGCGUACAUCAUCAACGACGUCCGCGUCUACCGCUACCAUUACGAGCACGGAGGAAGUCAAGACUCAAACUUCCGUAACGCCAAUUUCUCCAAAGUUUCCGAAUUCCACUGACAAAGUUGCCGAUAAUGAUCCCGCGAUGAACGGUACAACAACGACGACAACGACGACGACGACGACGACGGCGACGACGACAGCAUCGCCGACCGUCACAGUAGCUCAGAUCGUUAAAGAACAAAAUUUCAGCAUCAACGAGAUUCCCGGGCAGAACGAUAGGAUUGAUGAGAAGGAGCUGGAGGAGCUGGAGGCGGAAGUGGUACCGUAUUCCGAGAAAAUGACGAUCGAGGAAGAUGACACGACCUUGGAAUCGGUCGGGACGACGAUAGGAGUUUCCACGGAAUCGUUGGUCGGUCAAAUGGAGGAAAGCGUGGAGGUGUUUGCCCCAGAUACAAAGACGACUGUGCGUGAAGAGUUAAUAGCGGCGGCGAGUCAUGAACAACAACAAUUUAGACCGCGUCCUGAGUAUCGACCAUCAGGCGUGGCCGAGACGUCGACGAGUAUCGGAGGACAGCUUUAUCAGGAUGUUGCGGCGAAGGAUCAGCAAGAGCAGCCGGUGCUGAAGCUUAGAGGCGUGAAUGCCUGUCCCGUCAAGGAAGAAGUGGUAGCGCCGUUCUGGGCCAACAAUACUCGUGGUGAGGUCUUGGCUCUUCUCAAUCUGUACCCCUUCGAGCAGUACGUCCAUUGGGAGAAGUGCACGCAUGAGAACAAACAGAUGUAUUGUCGGGAUGGCUGCAGAUGCGAGCAGCAGUAUCGACUGCAUCGAUUGCUGGCUUACGAUCCCAACAACGAGUGCCGUGGCAUCUUCAGCGACUGGUUUAAAUUUCCCAGCUGCUGCGUCUGUCGCUGUUACGAUUUGCCGUUGGAAUUUCGGGUGACAUCGCGUUCACCGCGCGCUUCGCAUAAACGACGAAUCAAGGUGCAACCACCAACGCGAGACCGUUAUCCGUAAUCCAAUUGU